GAGAGGGCUCUGUAACUCCUGGGCAAUUUCACGCUUAAAAAUAGUAAUCAUUAAUUCAUGCUGGAUUGAUUAUGGAUCUAUACUGAAUAUUACUUAUUGGCUAGCUGUGUAGCCCAACCAGUUCAACAUGAGUGUGGGAGUCACUCGUACUUUACAGCAGCGAAAUGAGGGAACCGUUAGACAGCAAAGACCAUACGACUAUCUAUAUGAUACAGUAUGCACCCUGUCCAGUGAAACGGAUCACGCGCGGCAACGCUUCAGGGCCCUUGCGUCAGUGGAGCGAGUGAAGAAGGUUCCAGAGUAUACGAGCAUGUUUAGUGACCUGCCCCAUCACCCGUGCUUAGCGCUUUGUUUGGAUGCAACUGACCCGGGGCCUGCCGUCAUCAAAGGCCGCUGGCGAGGCCACGGGGAGCAGCGACUAGCAGGGUCAUCAGUUAAGCUUCAUGGCAGUGCUGGUGACCGCGAUAUUUUGGGUGUGGAUCGAUGGAAGUAUUUCAGUCGUCCCCUGAUUCCCUUUACCCAGCAGGUUCCUCCUGAUGUAAUGUUUGCGAGACCAAGAAGCAGUCCACACUCAAACACUGAUGAGGCUGGGAAACAGCCGCCAGGUAUUUCUCAGCGCACGGUAGAGACCCAGACAGACUAUCGUGACAGUGAAGCGCAGACUGACCCCUACUCCCCCCAGUAUGUGGUCUGUCCCAGGAUGGCCUCUGAGCUCCUCACCGUAGCUGCGCUGACCUGGGGUGACGGUCUCCCCGCGGGUCUUGCAGAGGUGGAGGUGAUCAAAAGGGUUCGGAUGAAAAGGGCGUGGGAGGCCCAGCUCCCAGCCCUCAAUGACCUCACCCAGCUGGACAAGAGGAAGAGGAUGAUGGAUGAGAUGGAGAGGAAAGAGUGGGCCUGUAGAGAGAGUGAGAUCCAGAAGUUGCAGGAGCAGCGUCUGGACCUGCUGAGGAAGCUGCUAUGGCAGAGAGAGGAAAAGAAGGCGGACACCACUGUCAAGCGCCUGAACGAGCAAUUCUCCCAGCGCCAGCAGGAUAAGGACACCAAGCUCCAGAAGAUUCACAAAGAUUAUAUUGUCUCCAUCAGGAAAUUGACAGAGAAGAGGAGAAAGGUGGAAGGGAAGCUGGAGAGACGUGACAUCAUCAAAGAUCACGUAUCACAGAUUUGUGCGCCGCUCUCCCAAAUGGACCAGUUUUCUGACUGGGAGUUCAAGCAGAGUGUGGCCAAGAACUGGUUUCUCAACACCUACGAAGGUUUGCUGACACUGGAGGCUAGCCUGCCUGCCUCUGUCAUAGAGCUUUCUAUCCAAGCCCCCAAACCAAAAACCUCUAAAGGGUUUGUAAAGCAUGCCACUCGCCAGGAGGUGGAGCUGAUGAAGACACACCAGGUACUAAAGGAAAAGAAGACACAGGUCAAACAGAAGAAGCCACUCCAAUUCCUCUAUAAGACUGACAAGCCCAUCCCUCAUCCUCCAACUCCAGAAAUUAAGGCCCCACCUGAGGGGGAUGAGGCAAAGGAGUUGGCUAUUAUUUAUCUACAGAAACUGUUGCAGGGAAGGUCCAUUCAGAACAUGAUGUUCGAGGGGAAGGAGAAGCGUUUGGAGCUGAUCCAGGAGCUGCGCACAACUCACACACUGCAGAGGGAGGAGCAGGAGAAGCAGAAGGUGCAGAGACGGGUUACACUGGACCUGCAGAAACAGAGAGAGCUGCACAACCACAUGGUGUCAGCGGUGGAGGGUUACCAGUCGGGUGUUUCAGGCAGCGUCAUGGCUGACAUGCUGGACUUCCUAUCGAAGGAGCUGGUACGGCUGCAGGAGGAGCGGCGGAUCCAUGCCUUCACCCUGCUGGCAGAGCGGGAGCGGUGCAGGAGAGAGGCAGAGGAGAGCGGCCGCAGGCAGGUGGAGGAGCGGCGCCGGCGGGAGGAGGAUGAGAUCUUCAGGCAGGUGGUCCAGGUGCAUCAGGAGACAGUGGAUCAGUACCUGGAAGACGUCAUCCUUAGCACCAUUAAGAAGACCGCUGAUGACCAGGCCAGAGAGGAGAUACGCAGGGUGGCCAGAGAGAUCAACAACAUCGCCUAUACCAUAGAGGAAUCUCGGACUACCCUGCAGUCAGAGGAAAUUGUUGCAGAUCUGGUGUACAGCUUCCUCAUCCCUGAGGUACAGAAGAGAGCUGUGAGGGACAGAGUGAAGCAGAGCCAACAGAUACAUCUCCUGGCUGUGCGCCACAUCAUCCAUGGAGUGAUGGAGGUAGUUAUCAGCCCUCCUCUCAGAACCCCAAGGGUGCAGACACACCCACAGAGAGCCUCGAACAGUGCCCCUCAUUCUCAGGACCCCCAGGUGAUUCCUGGAAGACCCGAGCAACUGCGUGAGGAGGAGGACCCUAGCUCUGGGAGAGGUGCGGGAGGAGAGCGAAGAGAAUGAGGCCAGUGGAGGAACCACAUAGUGAGACAGCCUCUCCUUCAGUUUGGAGAGCUACACUCUACACAGGUGUUUUUCCCUCGGUAAUAACUUGAGGAAACAAUGCAUUUGCUGCCUUUUUCAGCAGUGGCAUAGGAUGCUGCUGGGGUUUCAAUAAAGAAAAUAAUGUGAAAAAACUUUAUGAAUUGGUUUUUAGUUAUUUCAGUUAGUUCAUUCAGCUUCAAUUUAUUAUGUGAGUUUUCAGAAGUAAUGUUAUACCUCUAAAAUCUCUAAACUUCUAAAAUUAUUUAAUGUAAAGCACAUGUACUAUUCUGUUUCAAAUACAUGCUGAUUAAGUAUGACUCAACAGUUAUAAAGUGACUCCUGGUAUCUAUUUUACUGAUUUUAGUAUUUCCUAUAUAUGUGUAUAUACGAGAUUAAUUAAGAAAAAAUAAAAUUAAACUGAAUGACCUUUUAAUGGGAUCUAAUCAGCCCUUUCUUUUUGUUCCUUCUUGUCUGAACUGUCUCUUAACUGAUGACUUCAAUCAUAGUUAACAUUCCCAUUAGAGUCAGUGUCUUCGUUAGAUAGACCCCCCCCCCCAGUCUUCUCUAUGAUCCAUUGUAUCUGUCAUUAAUGUGGUGCAUGGUGACUUCAGAUACAUUUAGGGUUUAUUCCUUAUUGGGGUUAUAGGUGGCUAUCACACCUUUUUACAAUGGGGACGUCAGGGGUGAAACUUUUGAAACACCUCUGAUGAAGUCAGUGUACCCUCUGUGUGCAGCCUCUGUACAUGGAUUAAAAUUCACAGACAAGGAUUUCCUGGUGUAACCUGACCAAGUGGAGAGGCAAAAUACCCAACUGGACUGCACAACGUACUGAGGUGGACAAUACAACACGAUAAAUUGGAUGCUCUCUUAUGUAGUUCUGAUGUGGUAAGUGGUUACAGGUGACAUCCAUGGGUUGGGUAAUGUCUGUGUUUCAUAAUAAUUGUGUUAGUAAACUUUUUAGAAGGCAUAGGACUCACUAUGAUCAAACUGGACGAAAUUCACUGAACAAGAUGUACUGAAAGAAGUGAACAAGAUUCACUGAACGAGGUGUGCUGAAAGACUUCACAAACUGGAAGAAGUAAACAAAUCAAUAGUGACUCUGAACUGCAGCAGACCCAAACAGUCAUGACCUGAAAGAACUGGAUCAACAAACUGUAGGCACUGAAUGAGAAUCAAAGUAUUGUGCACUGAUUUCUACAGUGAUUGGAGGUGUUUAUGUCCAAUGAUUCUACUAGUUCUGGAAUGCUGCCUGGACAGCAGCCUGCUCUAAUGCAAAUUUUCCUCCACUCAAGGUCAUUUUUUGGAUUUCUAUAGGCUGAUGUCAUUGUCACUCAAAGCAUAUUGGUUGCAUGACUGUUGAGUCACACGAACGAAUCUUUUAUUUGUAACCCUCCCACUAAGCUGACUUUUACAUACAUGUAUUAUUGCGCCCCACUACCAU
Megalops cyprinoides (Indo-Pacific tarpon) is the source of this 3878-nucleotide messenger RNA. RefSeq names its product cilia and flagella associated protein 91 (gene cfap91). The transcript has 17 exons. The coding region runs from base 128 to 2416 and encodes 762 amino acids. NCBI's taxonomy places the organism in Eukaryota, Metazoa, Chordata, Actinopteri, Elopiformes, Megalopidae. The record is from RefSeq and is a predicted model, not a curated record.